This is a messenger RNA of Musca vetustissima, 721 nucleotides long. RefSeq lists its product as uncharacterized. The record is from RefSeq and is a predicted model, not a curated record. Lineage: Eukaryota; Metazoa; Arthropoda; Insecta; Diptera; Muscidae. The coding region runs from base 38 to 703 and encodes 221 amino acids. The transcript is spliced from 3 exons.
UACAAGAAACCAAACCAAACCAAAAAAAAUUAACAAAAUGAAAGCCUUUGUUGUGGCCGGUAUCUGCUUGUUCAGUGUAUUGAGUGUCGGUUUGGCACAAUUCUCGAACGGACGCGUUUUGGAUCCACCCAAUCCACAAUUGUGCGCCCAACGUGUUAUUCAUGAAAAGACACCCGAUGGCAAAGGUUAUUUCUUCUCGUGGCGUGACCCUGCAUUGAAGGGUGUUGAAGAAGAUUGGUUGAGUGCCAGAAACUACUGCCGCAGACGUUGCAUGGACUCCGUUUCCUUGGAAACUAGCUUGGAAAACGAAUGGAUCAAGCAACGUGUUGUCAAUGAAAAUGUAAAAUACAUCUGGACCUCUGGCCGUCUCUGUGACUUCAAGGGCUGUGAACGUCCCGAUUUGCAACCCACCAACAUCAACGGCUGGUUCUGGACUGCUACUUUGCAAAAAUUGGCUCCCACCAACGAACGCAGCCAAGGUGAUUGGUCUCCCAGCGGUGGUAUUGGCCUUCCCCAACCCGAUAACCGUGAAUACAAACAAAACGGUGCUCCCGAAAACUGUUUGGCUCUCUUGAAUCAAUUCUACAAUGAUGGUGUUAACUGGCACGAUGUUGCUUGCCACCACAAGAAACCAUUCGUGUGUGAAGAAAACGAUGCCUUGUUGAAAUAUGUCCGUUAUACCAACCCACAAUUGCGCAUUUAAGGAGUGUAGGAGGAGAUG